GGUUGACACUCGAUCAUUCUCGAAUCAUUCCAGUUUAAUUCCAGAAUGAUUGGAAUGAUGAGAAUGUUUUGCUCUAUAGUAUGAGUUUUUCAUAUUAGCGUGUAAACGUCAAAAAAUCAAAACAAAGCAAACAUGUUGUUUUCAUCACACACGUGUCUUCAAACGAUCCUGUGUUGGUUCCGUCGUCGAUUGCGGCCGUGACGGAAACUGUCUCAAGGUGGACCCGGUGGUGAACCAAUUCGGCGAGGACGCCCCGCCACGUACUGGCCAUACUCGGAGACCUCGAACGGUGACCGGGGAGAUGCGUCCGAUUGCUCUGGUGGGGAUGUUCCGCGGUGGAGAUGACCCUGGCCAGGACGGCAGUGUCACCGGCAAGAAACAGUUCGCGGACGCGGAAUCCGAACUAGCCGCAUGCUGCGCGGAACACGUUUCCGGCCGUGCUGCCGAUUGAAUGUCCGUCGGAGGAUUGCCGGGUGAACAAAUCUGUUGGCCGUGACGCGUGGCUCCAAGUUUAUGAAGUUCCAGGAGAAAACGAUCCAGGAGCAUAGCAAUCGAGUUCCCGUGGGACACAUUCCGCGCCUGUUGACCGUGAUGUGUCGCGGUGAAACGCAGUCGCGGUCUGAAUAAGUCCAAGGAUAGCGAGACGAGCAACGAACUGGCCGAAUUGGCCAAGGAUGACGCGAAUCGAGAGCAGUUUGACGCCUGAGAUUUACGGCCAUUUGGUCGUGAAGAAGGCGCUGCUGAUAGGAGAUCACGGUGUGGCCAAGGCGCAGAUGAUGGGCUACAUCGAUCAUGACUUGUCUGAACGCUCCUGUGUUGAUUCCAGCGUACGGCCGUUACAACUCACUCCUAGACAAUCCGGACCGCAACAUCUUCGUCUGGCCAAACACAUCACCUUCGUCCAUAGCUAUGGAAAGCUGCCGCUAUCGCGCAUCAAAUCUCUGGACAUGUCGCUGAUCCGCGGGUGGACAUUUCCAACAGACGGAAGGGCCUCCUACAUGUCAUCCUUGUCAACUUUGUCGGGCAGACAGAACCGGGUUAGGGUCAGCUAAGAUCAUAUCGCAGUUGUUUAUGGAUGGUCCCCAAGCGCAAAGUGGCAGUUAUUCCGCUGGGACUGUCCGAGUACAUUGUCAACGCAUACGAAGACAGAACAACUGCGACAUGAUCUUCGCUGACCCUUACCCGGUUCCGUCUGGCCGACGAAGUCGACACGGAUGACAUGUCUCGCUGAAAAAAACCGAGCAAAAAAGAGGAGUCCAAGAGCAGUCCGUACGCUACUUUAUAAAUGACUCAAAUUACGCCCGUACCAACAAAUCUUUCUUAAUUCACAGCAUCCAAAAUACGUCGGACAAGAUUUUUGCGCUGGUGCGGAGGUUGGCCGGGGCGAGCAAUACGGUCAAGGUCUCGGACGUGAUGGAACGCUGCACGACCAAAGGCUACAAGCCUGGCCAGGAGGAUCCUGCAUCAAGGAGUUAGAGGAUCUGAUCGUAUAGCAGGUCAACCAGACGCGAAUAAAAAUUAGCUUUAUCUAAACGAGAUUUGUGUGCGUGUUUUUAUACUUACACUCCAAUUUUUGUUCAAAAAGAUUUGUUUCUUUUAGCGAUUAAAUGCCUUUUUUGUACUCGCAUAUUUUUUCACCUGGAUUGAACUACAAAUCAUUCAAUAUCUAAAUUCUCCUCAGACUUUUUCAUCCAAGUGGUUCACGUUUUUCCUUGUUACAAUGUUGUAAAAGACUAGAUUAAGUUUUAUAGGCAGUAAAACUUGCAUUUGAAUAAAUUUUAUUUGUUUUUUUUAACCCUGUAACGCCCAGAGCUGUUCACUUAGCGUAAAAUAGUUAAUGGUAACAUUUUGGUACAAUAAUGCAGGAAAUAAACUACUUUGGCCCAAAUCAGUGCUCAAAAAUUGAACUUCUGAUCAUGGUCUAAUUGUUUCUACGUGAUGAGCUGCGACCUACACGGCGACAGCUUCCGGUCACGUUACUGUUAGUUGUGCGGAUGCGUUUGCGGCUGCUGACCCGCGAAAGCUUCAUUGCAUCAGUCCAUCAGUGCAGGGAGAAUACUCGACAGAACCUGGUAGUAAAGGGAAGGACCGGUACCAACGUCCGCCAGGUUGAUCGGCUACCUCGUCGACAGGUUCACGGACUGAAUGAAUUCUGCAAUCAUUGACGACCUGCCUGUUGGACUCCUGGAUUGCGGCGAUGAUGGACAGUUCAGCGGCAGCUGCACUCGAUAGAACUCGAGUCGCAUACGAGGUCCUUCUGGGUGCAACCAACGACGUCCGACCCAUAGCACAGUCAAAUGUCGUGGUUCAGGCCUUUCUCGCUAAAGCGGUACUCACUGUAAGGAACGUACACAAAUUAAAAGAACAUUCAUUAAUUUCAUAUGUAAUCAAGUCAACCUGCACGGCCUUCCGGUGCUCACCUGGUCCUUCCCUACAGCGGCGCCUUCUGUAGUAGGACGUGCCAAGUUACAGCCUCAUGAACGCGAUCCAAUUCCCGGCAAUGGCACCACCAUCCUGACCAAAGUCAUCUCCACCAUUUGUCAGCGGGACCUCCCAACUAGAACCAGCGGACGCAUCUCCCCGGUCACCGCUUCGGUAUGUCGGAACACGACCAUCACGUGUCUAAGAAGGUCCUCGCCGGACCGGUUCACCGCGAGACAGUCCUCCGCCAGGGCCACCUCCAAGUGAAGUCGAGACAGUGAUUGUGAUGGUGGCGGCCGCGACAACCUUAUCCACCCUGCUCGUUGCUGGAUUUUCUCCAAAACUUACUCCUCCACCGACCAGCUCCGCGAAGUACACCUCCUCGUUGGGUAACACCUCCGCAAGGGCAUCUGCUUGCCACAAACGACGACGGAACACACGACGCAUGAUGAACAGGUUGAUCGAAUUUGAUUUCGAAAACAUGUUUACUUUUUCCUCCAAGAAAAUGACAGCUUCAGGUUGCUAACACGCAAAAACAAAAUCAAGUAGAAACGGAAUAAUCACGUUUAUGCCGGCAUCAUUCCAGAAUAAUUCUGGAAUGAACAGAAUGAUUCGAAUGAAAAUAUUCGAUGUGUCAACC
Culex pipiens pallens (northern house mosquito) is the source of this 3061-nucleotide messenger RNA. RefSeq names its product DNA replication licensing factor Mcm7-like. NCBI's taxonomy places the organism in Eukaryota, Metazoa, Arthropoda, Insecta, Diptera, Culicidae. The record is from RefSeq and is a predicted model, not a curated record. The coding region runs from base 675 to 1052 and encodes 125 amino acids. The transcript has a single exon.